Molecule: messenger RNA, 402 nt
Organism: Gastrolobium bilobum
Lineage: Eukaryota; Viridiplantae; Streptophyta; Magnoliopsida; Fabales; Fabaceae
Product: snRNA-activating protein complex subunit-like
Exons: 2
Coding region: 1-402 (133 amino acids)
Biological process (GO): snRNA transcription by RNA polymerase II; snRNA transcription by RNA polymerase III
Cellular component (GO): snRNA-activating protein complex
Molecular function (GO): RNA polymerase III type 3 promoter sequence-specific DNA binding; RNA polymerase II cis-regulatory region sequence-specific DNA binding; core promoter sequence-specific DNA binding
Source: RefSeq, a predicted model, not a curated record
AUGCAUAGACAUUUGAGAAGUGGGAUUAGAGGGUGUCACGAGAAGAACUCAAAAAGGAGAAAGAGAAGAGGAACAAAUGAUUCUGCACUUGGAAGUUUUUGUAUAGAAAAGGUGGAGCGUGUUGUGAGACUCAAACAGAAUCAGGAAGAAGAUAAGGCUGCUAAGACCCAAGAGUUUUUAGUUCUUGGAGGGCAGACCUUAACUGCUUUGAGGGGCAAGAUCUAUUGCUCAAUGGACCAGGCGAUGGAAAAAGCUGGGCAGCAUAAUCCUUCUGGUUAUUUUCUCAUUGAAGAUGUAUUCUACACUUAUUUGAGGGAUCCAUCUGCUAUUGAUUUGACCAGUCCUAUACUGGGUUGGCUUCGAAACUCAAAGGAGGAGGAGGCACAAAAGAAAUGGGAAUAG